Molecule: messenger RNA, 4234 nt
Organism: Phlebotomus argentipes
Lineage: Eukaryota; Metazoa; Arthropoda; Insecta; Diptera; Psychodidae
Gene: Pfas
Product: phosphoribosylformylglycinamidine synthase
Exons: 3
Coding region: 117-4145 (1342 amino acids)
Biological process (GO): 'de novo' IMP biosynthetic process
Molecular function (GO): phosphoribosylformylglycinamidine synthase activity
Source: RefSeq, a predicted model, not a curated record
GUCACACGUGGUUGGAGUGUAAACACCUGUUGCAACGAGAGUGUUGUUUUCCCAGCUGAAUUUCACAAUUUCCACGUUGAAAUUGAGCUCUUCCGCUGUGCUGAUCAACUUUCGUCAUGGGAAUCGUGCGAUACUACCUGCUAGAGAAUCUCGACGUGGCCAAGAAGGAGACGCUCCUGCAACGGCUUCAGAAGGUGGAAAAGUCCGUCUGUGAUGUGCAUCUAGAGAAAUGCUACCACGUGGAGACAGCCAAGGGAGUGAAAGUGUCCGAGACUCAGGAGAAGAUCCUUCGCUGGCUUCUGAAGCACUCUCAAGAGGAAGAUGCAUUGACUGGUGUGACAACUCUCUUGAAUCCCACUUCAAACUCUGUUCUUAUCGAAAUUGGGCCACGUUUUAACUUCUCCACGGCUGAUUCCACCAACAGCGUUAGCAUCUGCGAGAGCGUGGGCUUCGAGGGGAUCGUGAAGCGCAUUGAAGUCUCCAUGCGAUAUCUAAUAGUGGCCCAGAAUGCAGGAGUGGACAAGAAAGUGGCUGAUUUCGUGGAGUUGCUGGGCGAUCGCAUGACACAGUGUCAGUACACGGAGAAGAAUCUCCCGGUGGAGGACUUCUAUGAACAGGUGUUGCUGAAGAAGCCUGAGAACUGGUAUCGUGUGCCCGUGCUGGAGCAGGGAAUUGCCGCACUGAGAGAUGUGAACGCAAAACUGGGAUUGGCUUUCGAUGAGUGGGAUUUGCAGUACUACAGCAAUCUCUUUGGCAAUGUGCUGAAACGCAAUCCCACCAGUGUUGAGCUGUUCGAUUGCGCCCAAAGCAACAGUGAGCACUCCAGGCAUUGGUUCUUCAAGGGGAAGAUGAAGAUCGAUGGGGAGUUUGUGGACAAGUCACUGAUUAAGCUGAUUGUGGACACUCAGGAGACCACAAAUCCCAACAACACCAUUAAGUUCAGUGACAACAGCAGUGCCAUCAAGGGAUUCAAGCAGAAGGCUCUCCGCCCCACGCAGUUUAGCGGUCCGGGGAAGGUGGAGGUCGUGAACAUGGAAUCGGAUCUCAUCUUCACAGCGGAGACGCACAACAUGCCGACCGCCGUGGCGCCUUUCAGUGGCGCCACAACUGGCACAGGAGGUAGAAUCAGAGAUGUUCAGGGCGUGGGCAGGGGCGGAUUAACCAUUGCCGGGACGGCCGGAUACUGCGUCGGGGCUCUCCACAUUCCAGACUCCGAGGCUCCGUAUGAAGAUGACUCCUGGCGCUACCCACCGACAUUCUCCAGCCCUCUCAAAAUCAUCAUCGAUGCCAGCAACGGCGCUUCGGACUAUGGCAACAAGUUCGGUGAGCCUGUGAUCUCUGGAUUUGCCAUUUCCUAUGGAAUUCGCGACAGUGCUGGCGAGCGCUGCGAAUAUGUGAAGCCCAUCAUGUUCAGCGGCGGAUUGGGAACGAUGGAUGCCACGCACACAGACAAGUUCAAUCCCGAGAAGAGGAAUCUCCUGGCGAAGCUGGGUGGCCCUGUUUAUCGCAUUGGUGUCGGAGGCGGCGCUGCUAGUUCUGUGGAAGUUCAAGGUGGUCGUGAUGCUGCCGAGUUGGACUUCAAUGCUGUGCAGCGAGGCGAUGCUGAGAUGGAGAAUAAGCUGAAUCGCGUUGUGAGAGCGUGCAUUGAGAUGGGUGCCAAGAAUCCCAUCUUGGCGAUCCACGAUCAGGGCGCUGGCGGCAAUGGGAAUGUGCUGAAGGAGCUGGUGGAGCCAGGAUAUGCAGGAGCUGUGAUCUUCUCCAAGGAAUUCCAACUGGGAGAUCCCACAAUCACAGCGCUCGAGCUCUGGGGUGCGGAGUAUCAGGAAAACAAUGCCAUUCUCUGUCGCCAAGAGGAUAGGCAACUUCUGGAAGACAUCUGCUCGAGGGAGAGGUGUCCCAUCAAUUUUGUGGGUGUGGUGACAGGAAAUGGGUAUGUGACACUCCUGGAGGAGGAGGCAAACUUCGAGAAGUACCUCGAAAGGCAGUAUCUGCCCAAGGAAACAGCUCGUCCCUUCGAUCUCCAUCUGAAAGAUGUUCUCGGCGAGAUGCCUCGCAAGGAGUUCACUUUGGAUCGUCUGCCCAGGAAAUUGACACCUCUUCAGGUGCCGGAGAUCAAUUUGGAGAAAACUCUGAAGACAGUCUUGGGGAUUAUGGCGGUGGGCAGCAAGAGAUUCCUCACGAACAAAGUGGACAGAUGCGUGACUGGCCUGAUCGCUCAGCAGCAGUGCGUUGGAUCUCUGCACACUCCUUUGGCUGACUUUGCCGUCACGGCGGUGUCGUAUUUUGGCCACGAGGGCAUCGCCACGUCUAUCGGCACGCAGCCGAUUAAGGGAUUGAUUUCACCUCAGGCGGGUGCCAGGAUGUCAGUGGCCGAGGCUCUCUCGAAUCUCGUGUUUGUGGGAAUCUCCGAGCUGGCCGACGUCAAGUGCUCAGGCAACUGGAUGUGGGCAGCUAAGCUGCCUGGCGAAGGCCUGAAGCUCUAUGAAGCGUGCCAAGCGAUGUGUUCCUUCAUGAAGGAGCUCAAUAUCGCUGUUGACGGUGGAAAGGACUCACUCUCGAUGGCUGCUCGAGUUGGUGGCGAGACGGUGAAGUCUCCAGGAACUCUCGUCAUCUCCACUUAUGUCCAGUGUCCGGAUAUUCGUGUGAAAGUUACGCCGGAUCUGAAGAUGCCGUCGCGCGGAGGACGCGGAGAAUUGGUGUUUGUCAGUGUGGAGAACAAAUUCCGCCUGGGAGCCUCCGCCCUAGCGCAGGCGCUGGGUCAACAAGGAGAUGACUGUCCAGACGUUCAACGGGCGGAUGUGCUGAAGAGGGCCUUCGAGGCUACCCAGAAACUUCUCAAGAAGGGAAAACUUCUCGCUGGUCACGAUGUGAGCGAUGGUGGUCUGCUCGUGUGCGUCCUGGAGAUGGCUUUCGGCGGAAUGUGCGGUCUCAACGUGGACAUCUCGAGCAUUUUCAAAGGCCACAGCCACUCUAACUACAUCCCCAUAUUGUUUGCUGAGGAAUGCGGCUGGGUUCUGGAAGUGGAGAGUCAGCAUUUCACUGAAGUCAUCCAAACGUUCGCUUCUGAGGAUGUUCCAGUCUUCCACAUCGGUUCUUCCCUGGGCAGUGGCAUUAAGUCGCCCGUCAGGAUUCAAUGCCAAGGCAAAGUGCUGCUGGACGUUGAACUUCUGCAGCUGUUUAAGCAAUGGGAAGCCACAAGUUUUGCCCUGGAAAAGCUUCAGAUGAACGAGGAGUGUGCCAAGGAGGAGUUUGAGAGUCUCUCUCGCCGUAAAGUCUUGAAGUACUCGUGCACUUACAAUCCGGAUGAAGUUAUCCUCCCACGAGAACCUGCUGCUGCCAUCCGCGUGGCUGUGAUCCGCGAGGAGGGCACCAAUGGUGACAGGGAGAUGAUUUCCUCUCUCUAUGCGGCCAAGUUUGAAGUCCACGACGUUGCCAUGACGGAUCUCCUGGCGAAGAAGGUCACUCUGGAUGCCUACAGAGGUGUAGUGUUCCCAGGAGGCUUCAGCUAUGCCGAUACUCUGGGUUCUGCUAAAGGAUGGGCCGCCACGAUUCUCUUCAGUGACGUCCUAAGACCCCAAUUCGACCAGUUCAGGCGGCGGAAGGACACUUUCUCUCUCGGUGUGUGCAACGGAUGCCAGCUCAUGAGUCUCAUCGGCUGGGUGGGCAAUCCCAGAGAGACCAAGGAGAGUGCUUUUGACGUUCCCGAUGUGGCUCUUCUCCACAAUCGCUCGGAGCGCUACGAGUGCCGCUGGUCGACAGUCAGGAUUGCUCACGACACCAAUUCUGUUCUCCUGAAGCGCAUGAGGGGAUCCGUGAUGGGAUGCUGGAUUGCGCACGGCGAGGGACGCUUCUCCUUCCGCACCAGGGCCGUGCUGGAGGGCCUGAAGAGCAGACAGAGCGUCGCUAUGCACUACGUGGACGACGAUCACAAGCCUACGGAAGUUUACCCCAUGAAUCCCAAUGGCAGCACUGAAGGCGUAGCUGGGAUUACGUCGGAGGACGGAAGGCAUCUCGCGCUUAUGCCUCAUCCGGAGAGGUGCAGCAUUUUGUGGCAGUGGCCAUACGUUCCGCAUGACUUCAAGCACAAGAACUCUCCGUGGCAGACGAUGUUCGACGAGGCAUUCCUCUGGUGCUCAUCCAAUUGAGCUUAUUUGGCCAUAUAUUUUUUGAUAUUCUAUGCAUGCAUUUAUAUAUAUUUUUACUGGAAUAAAAUUGUGAAAUAUUUUCGAGCACA